AGCCAUGGGGAGAAUGUGUAAGAGCCACAAAUUUAUUUCCCAUUUGGUCCACUCUCUCAGGCAAUUACCAAUCAGAACUCUAUACACACUCAUGGCCAUCUUCAAGACCACUCAAAUAUCAAAACCCCAAAAAUACUAUUCUGUUUCUGUGUAUUCACGGACGCAAAACACAAAGCAGUUUACAAAAUCUUCAGUUUCUCUCUCUAGCUUUCUCUCUCUGAAAACCUUUCACAUGAAAAGCUAAACUGAGACAACCCCCACAAAUUGAAGGAAUAAAAAGGUAGGAAGAUGGCUUUUCUUCUACCCAAUCUCUCUCCUUCAAUCCUCCUCCAAUCCAAAACAAAAGAAAGACCCAUUUACCAAUCACUUGCUCAGACAAAACCCAACAAUCCCAUCUCUCCUCUCUCUCUUUCCUCUUCUCUCACAAGCCUCCAGACGCCCAAUAAGGAUGCACAGGCUGAGAGUCUCAAGGAUGGGCAGGAUAAUAAACAGCAAAAAGAUGACUUUUAUGUCAACCUUGGAUUGGCUGUACGGACGCUCCGUGAAGACCUCCCUCUGAUAUUCGCAAAAGAGCUCAAUUAUGACAUCUACAGGAAUGAUAUAACAUUUAUGGAUCCAUUGAACACAUUCACUGGCAUUGAGAAAUACAGAUUGAUAUUUUGGGCAUUGAGAUUUCAUGGUAGAAUUCUUUUCCGUGAGAUUUCCCUUGAGGUAUUUAGGAUUUGGCAGCCUUCAGAGAAUGUGAUAUUGAUUAGGUGGAACUUAAGGGGUGUCCCUCGUGUUCCAUGGGAAGCAAAGGGCCAAUUUCAGGGCACUUCUCGAUAUAAAUUGGAUCGAAAUGGCAAAAUUUAUGAACAUAAAGUUGACAACUUAGCAUUCAAUUUUCCACAGCAGCUCAAACCAGCAGCUUCAGUGUUGGAUUUGGUGGCUGCUUGCCCUGCUAGUCCUAAUCCAACGUUUUUGUGGGGCACCGAGGAUGCGUACUCAUCUUCGUGGGUGGAGUUUUAUCGAGCAGUUAGAGAGACUUUGGAUCAAGAAGGUUACUUGCUUGCACAAGACGGUUUGGUUACUUGUUCAUAGUUAGUAAGUAGGUUUAUACAUUAAUGUAUACAAUGAAAUUCUUAGCACACAUGGUAUUAGUGCAUACAAUCUGUAUAAUGUAUUGGUAGAUAGAAAAUAACUAUUUUUGUUGAAGGGCAAGGGUUGUGUAUAAAAGAGGCAGGGGAUGCUGGAGAGUUCAAUUUACUUUUUUGUGGAGCUGUAGACUAAGAAGCUUAGCAUCUUUUAUGAGCUUAUACAGUUCGGAUAUGAAUAACUACCAAAUCUUAUUGCUUAGUAAAA
Ziziphus jujuba (common jujube) is the source of this 1341-nucleotide messenger RNA. RefSeq lists its product as uncharacterized. The transcript is spliced from 2 exons. Lineage: Eukaryota; Viridiplantae; Streptophyta; Magnoliopsida; Rosales; Rhamnaceae. Bases 289 to 1080 code for a protein of 263 amino acids. The record is from RefSeq and is a predicted model, not a curated record.